Molecule: messenger RNA, 217 nt
Organism: Symbiodinium necroappetens
Lineage: Eukaryota; Dinophyceae; Suessiales; Symbiodiniaceae
Source: the annotation of a GenBank genome assembly
GUGGCUUCGGCCCUGGUCCGGAGGGCAAAGACCUCGAAGACAUCUUGGCUUGGACGUUAGACGACUGGGAGAAUCGGCACAACUACAUCCAGUGGCUCUUCCCCACGGAUGAGGAGUACCACCCUGAAGCCCCGGUGCUGACACCGGAGAUUCAGGAGCAGAUGCUGGUCGAUUCGGCAGUUGAGGACAGUUUGAUCCGGUCCUUGGAGAAGUUCAU